AGAAAAACACCUCAGUAACUGUUGUGUGGCGUUCAGACCAUUUCAGCACACAUAUAGGUGUGAAAUAUUUGGUGGAUAUACAUUAGAGCCAUGGUUCACCUGUCAGUUGGGGUGUUGGUGUUGUUUUCUCUCCACUGCUCAGCACUCACCUCUCAAAAUGGCUCAGAGCUCCUCCCACGGACUUUCUCUGGUCACUUUGUAAUGGUCACAGAUGAGCCAGUAGAGUACAUUGACCUGUCUGUGUUGGACAGUUUGAAGGAUGAUGGGGGCUCUGGCUCAGGGUUGGAGCAGGAGCCAGUAAAGAGACAUGGCCACCAUGGCCCACACCGACAUCCCCAGAAGCGCUAUUCUGUCUCAGAGGAAGCCAAAGCUUUUCUCCAGGGUCGCCUGGCAACAAGCUUUGUCCCUACCAUUUACACCCUCGUCUUCAUCAUCAGCGUGCCCCUCAACCUUGUUGCCAUGGUGAUGUUUGUGCAUCACAUCCGUCCAAGAAAACCGGCGGUGAUCUACAUGCUGAACCUGGCCUGCGCCGACCUGCUGUUCGGCCUGCUCCUUCCCUUCAAGAUCGCCUACCAUUACCAUGGCAACAACUGGAUCUAUGGCUCCUUCAUGUGCAGAGUUGUCACAGCAGCCUUCUACUGCAACAUGUAUUGCUCUGUCCUGCUCAUGACGUGUAUCAGCAUUGACCGUUUCCUAGCUGUGGUUUAUCCCAUGAACUCUCUGACGUGGCGCAGCCCUCAGACGGCUUCAGCUGUGUGUGCGGCCAUGUGGCUGUUAGCCCUCGGAGGAGUGUUCCCUCUCCUGAUCUCUGGGCAAACCAUCUAUUUGCCAGACCUGGGCAUCACCACCUGCCAUGAUGUGCAGGAUGUGGAAAACCUACAAACUUACUAUCUUUACUUCUUCCCCAUCUACUCCUCUGUCUUCUUCUUCAUCCCUCUUGUCUUUACUGUUGUCUGUUACGUACGUAUUAUUCAGGCUCUGGCAGCAGCCAAUGUGGAAAACCGCUCCAGGAAGACUCGAGCUGUGGUGAUGGCUUUAGUCGUGCUGGUGGUGUUUGUUGUCUGCUUCACCCCCACCAACAUCAUCCUGAUGGUUCACUAUGUUCAGCUGUCCUUUAAGUCCAGUGACAGUUCAUACCAGGCGUACCUGAUCUCCAUGUGUGUAGGCAGCCUCAGCUGCUGUCUGGAUCCAGUCCUCUAUUACUUUGGCUCCUCUCAGUGCCAGAAGCAGGUGGGAGCUCUGCUCAGAUGUAGGCGACUGGUACAAGCAGAGAGCAGCUCAGGAACGCAAAGUACAAGAACCAGCGGGCGGACAGACAGCAGCAGGUCUUGCAAAAUGGAGAGCAUUCAAACUGGCAUGGGGAGCCAAUACAGCAGACUGGUAGCUUAACUACAUGGACAUGAGGAGCCUGCCUGAGACACUCUUCAAAUAUGCACACACACACACACACACACACACACACAAACGUACAGUAUGAUACAUCAUUGUCAGUGUGUAUUGAACUCCUGACUAAGGAAAUGCUGGAUUUAUUUGCACUUACAUUAGCUGAUUGGAUGGAUCAUUGUUUACGUUAAAAACAAUUAGCUAUUUGUUAUUUUGUAAUAAGGAAAUAUAUCCACCAGUAUGACAUGAGUAUGAGUGUGAUAUCAUUAAUUCAUUUAACAGCCAGCCAGUCCGCCAGAUUUUUGUUUCAUAUUUGUUUUCCCAAUGAAUCAUUGGAAUUAAACAGUUACUGUACAACAAUAAGGUUUUAAUCUGUAAACAUUACAUGUGAUGUAGUAACUGCAUUAUUUUAAGGCAAAAACAGCAAUUUUGACAUCACAGUUUUCAUAAUGCAAUUCAGUAUAUCAUCAUCUGUUAUAGUAAAUAUGUAAAAACAUUAAUCACUUCAUGCACUGGCACUCUUGAAGCCAAAAACGUGUUUGUAAAUAGCAACAUUUGUGCUAAAUCAUAGAUAAUUCAAUCAGAACAAAACUACUACAUUAUACAUAUUUCUGCUUAAUACAAAUAGUGCUGUAUUUCUUUGUCUUUUUUUCAUUGCUGCUCACUCUGUACUCUCUUUGUCAUCGGGGCACAGCUCUGAAACACAGGAAAGGAUAAAAAAAGAUAAAAUGUGAGAGAAGAACGGAAGAGAUGAAAUAUUCCCAGAGCAUCAUGGGGCAAUGUUGGCUCUAUUUCCAUUUCCUGGCCAUGUGCAUUUUGCUUCUUGUAAUUCCUCUAAAAAUGAUGGUUGCUGCAUAAAGUGUAGAUUUGAAUGUUGCAUUUGAAAAUACAACAUCUCCACCUUGUGGCAACUUGUAUAAAUGAUAGUGUCCAGUAAAGAUCUCACAGGUCCCAGUCCAUUACAGCUUACUAAAAAGUUACUGACCUGUUUUACCAUCGUAGCUAUGGAAGUUGUCUGGGAAGUUCAGACACCCAACAUGUUUCUUGUAAAUUUCCACAUCUUUGGGAUCUAUUUUUCCUGUCCUUGCUGAAAGAGAAGGGAUGUUUGAAAAAUAAAUAAACCACAUUUGAAACUCUGACAAAA
Dicentrarchus labrax (European seabass) is the source of this 2527-nucleotide messenger RNA. RefSeq names its product coagulation factor II (thrombin) receptor (gene f2r). Gene Ontology annotation, molecular function: thrombin-activated receptor activity. Gene Ontology annotation, biological process: positive regulation of Rho protein signal transduction; phospholipase C-activating G protein-coupled receptor signaling pathway; thrombin-activated receptor signaling pathway. Bases 91 to 1389 code for a protein of 432 amino acids. Gene Ontology annotation, cellular component: membrane. NCBI's taxonomy places the organism in Eukaryota, Metazoa, Chordata, Actinopteri, Moronidae. The record is from RefSeq and is a predicted model, not a curated record. The transcript is spliced from 2 exons.